UCCGUGUGGCUCUUUGAACAAGAGGAAUAUUUGGUGUUGAUGUACCAUCAUGCCCAGGGCUUGGUCGCUCAUACCGGAUUUAGGGAUUGAAGAGAAUGCAACGUCUGCUGUUUCAAAACAAACUGGAGCAGCAUAAAGUAUUGUCUUGCAGUAUUGACGAGUUAACGAUUUGACACGAAGCAGUGGCUAAAUGACUUUAUCACAAUAUUUUCUUCUUGAAAUUCAGCUGUUCUCCAGACAGUUAUAUUUACGUUUUAAUAGUGAAAGUUACAUUUGAAUAAUACCCGUAAUGCCGUGCAACAUCGCGGUUUUUGACAACGUAAUGCUGCAGUAACAGCGGUAAUUACUAUAAAUUUGAUGACUGUCUUGCCGCAGCAGAGAAAUAGUCAAAGAUGCGUUUUUUAUGCUUCAGUCAGUGGGCGUGUUUUCAUCCAGAUAACGGGACUCGGUAGAGAGCAGAGCUUGUUGUCGUCCACUUCUCCUGUACCUGCGCGUAUCCAGUAAAACUGCUCCAAUUCAGCGAUAACAAAUACGUUUUAAUAUCGUUAAAGAAGAUGCGACAAGGACCAACAGUAAACUAGCUAGGGGUGAGGGCAACGUGCGGCGGUGCGUUUGAUCAAACGGUAGCGAACUGUUAGGUGACGUUAGGAAUGAGCCGUUAGAGUAACCGUUUGGUCCUUUCGAACACACUUUAAAGCUGGAUAUUUUGUAUCCAAUGGUAACGUAUUAGUGAGUAUUUCUUGGCUUCAGAAGUUACCAUUAUGGAAAGCGACAAAUCGGAGCCGAGUGAACCCAAGGGCGCCGAGUGUCCGAGCACAAGCGACUCCGAAAAGAAAGCACUCCUCGGCACAAAGAGUGCCGUGGAGACAGAAGCUCCCAAACCCAAGACCCAGGGGAUAAGUGCAGUCGCGGUGCUGUGGACGUUUGGGAAAUGUCUGGGAGCCUUGCUGCCCGUCUACCUGGCCGGUUACUACCGGGUCAGCACCAGUCUGUUGGUGUUCGGGAUGAUGGUCUACACGGGAUGGAAACAUGCCCGAGAAGCCAAGGAGGCACGCCUGAAGUCAGCCAUACAGUUUCUCAACAACGAGGAGGAGUACACAUCCAUGAAAGUGUCCAAAAUCAAGCGAGACCUUCCUGCAUGGGUCAACUUUCCAGAUGUUGAGAAGGUUGAAUGGCUGAAUAAGGUCCUGCAGCAGGUGUGGCCAUUUGUCGGCCAAUAUCUUGAGAAGCUGCUGGUGGAAACCAUUGCUCCAUCUAUCCGAGCCUCAAGCACCCACCUCCAGACCCUCAGCUUUACAAAAGUGGACAUGGGAGACAAGGCCAUGAAGGUUGUAGGGAUCAAGGCACACACAGAGAAUGACAAAGGACAAGUGCUGCUAGAUCUGUAUAUUAGCUAUGUUGGCAAUGUAGAGAUCAAUGUUGAGGUGAAGAAAUACUUCUGCAAAGCUGGAAUCAAAGGAAUACAGUUACAUGGGAUGAUGCGGGUGAUUCUGGAGCCUCUGAUUGGAGAUGUGCCCAUAGUGGGUGCAGUCACCAUGUUUUUCAUCCGUCGUCCUAAACUAGACAUCAAUUGGACUGGACUGACUAAUCUGUUGGACAUCCCUGGACUGAAUGUCAUGUCUGACAGCAUGAUUAUGGAUGCCAUUGCCUCUUUCUUGGUGCUGCCAAACCGCCUGGUUGUCCCCCUGGUUCCAGGCCUGCAUGUGGCCCAACUACGCUCUCCUUUGCCCAGGGGUGUGGUACGCAUCCACCUACUGGAGGCACAGAAUCUAGCAGCCAAGGACAACUACGUGAAAGGGGUUAUGGCUGGCUUGUCUGACCCCUAUGCCAUAUUGAGGGUGGGCCCUCAGACCUUCACCUCCCAACACAUUGACAACACAGACUCUCCCAAGUGGGAAGAGAUGUAUGAGGUCAUAGUCCACGAAGUGCCUGGUCAAGAGUUGGAGGUGGAGGUAUAUGACAAAGACCCAGACCAGGAUGAUUUCCUGGGCAGGACCAAAUUGGAUUUGGGCAUUGUAAAGAAAUCCAUAGUUGUCGAUGAUUGGUUCACAUUGAAAGACACUCCAUCAGGACGGGUUCAUUUCAGACUGGAGUGGUUGGCCUUACUGCCUAGCACUGAUCGACUAGAGCAGAUCCUAAAGAGGAAUGAAAGCGUUACUAGUAAGGCUGGUGAUCCACCUUCUUCAGCCAUCUUGGUUGUAUAUCUGGACAAGGCUGAGGCACUUCCUAUGAAGAAGGGAAAUAAAGAGCCCAAUCCCAUGGUGCAGUUGUCUGUGCAGGACAUCACUAGAGAGAGCAAGACUUGUUACACAACCAUUAAUCCCGAGUGGGAAGAAGCUUUUACCUUCUUCAUCCAGGAUCCUCGCAAGCAGGACAUAGACAUUCAGGUGAAGGACGCUGACCGUGUGCAGACGUUGGGCAGUCUGACCAUCCCUUUGUCCCGUCUGCUGUCCAAUUCUAAUCUUUCUCUGGACCAGUGGUUCCAGUUGGACAACUCUGGAUCUGCCAGUCGCAUCUAUAUCAACACAGUUCUCAGGACCCUGUGGUUCGAUGAGGAACAUAUUCCAUCUGAUGUGUCAUCUAAUCUGGAGGCUGGACUGUCCAAACAGUUGCCCAAGCAGACCUCCCCCCAUCCUAGCUUUGCCACAGAGGGACUGCUUAGAAUUCACCUGUUGGCAGGGCAGAAUCUUGUUCCAAAAGAUAACUUGAUGGGGGGCAUGGUAAAAGGCAAGAGCGACCCCUAUGUCAAGAUCAACAUCGGGGGUGAAACAUUCACAAGUCAGGUUAUCAAGAGUAAUCUUAACCCCAUGUGGAAUGAGAUGUAUGAGGUGAUUCUUACCCAGCUGCCUGGCCAGGAGCUGCAUGUGGAGGUGUUUGAUAAAGACAUGGACAUGAAGGAUGAUUUCAUGGGCAGGCUGAAGAUCAGUCUGAAGGACAUCAUCGAUUCUCAGUACACUGAUCAGUGGUACACUCUCAGUGAUGUGAAAUCUGGUCGAGUUCACCUGGUACUGGAAUGGGUUCCAACAGCUUCAGAGUCAGACAGAUUGGACCAGGUUCUUCAGUUCUUUUCCAGACAGUCCUACCAAAACAAGACAGUUCCCUCAGCAGGCCUACUGUUUGUCUUUAUCGAGCAAGCAGAUGGCUUACCAGUUAAGAAGAGUGGUAAGGAGCCAAAAGUGGGAGCAGAGGUUACUCUUGGAGAAAUGUCCCGCAAAACUACAGUGUGUGAUCGUACCACAUCACCGCAGUGGAAUGAGGCAUUCUGCUUCCUGGUUCGAGACCCCCGAGAAGAUAUUCUUGUUAUUAAGCUCACUCACAGCUGGACCUUGCCCAUUGGUUCCCUGGUGGUUCCUAUCAGAGAGCUGCUGUCUGAACCCGAGCUGGUCCUGGACCAGUGGUUCCAUCUGGAUGGAGCCUCACCUGAGAGUCAGGUUCUUCUGAGAGCUGAACUCAAGAUGCUGAUUCCUAGCAAAUGUCCAGGUGCCGCUGAUAAGGCUAUGGUCACUUCAGUGUCAGACCCUUCCCCUGCUCAGCAAAAACAGGAGACAGACAUAGUGCUGAGGUUAAGUUCAGUGGACGCUCCUCCUGUGGAGACUAUUGUCCCUUCAGCGUCCUUACAUGAAGAUGUUGACGUAAAGGAAAGAGCAGCUAAUGUGACUGAGGAGAAGGUGGAAGAAUCACCAAGCUCUGCCAUAGCACAACCUCUUCAUACGUCCCCAGACCUCAGCUUUGCCAGUGAGGGGCUGCUGAGGAUCAUCCUUUUGGAGGCCCAGAGUCUGGUUGCCAAAGAUAACAAGAUGGGCGGUAUGGUGAAGGGCAAGAGUGACCCCUAUGCCAAGAUCAAUGUUGGAGAGUUUGCAUUUAAGAGUCAUGUCAUCAAGGAGAAUCUCAACCCGGUCUGGAAUGAGAUGUAUGAGGUGGUGCUGAGGCCUCAGUCAGGACAGGAGGUGCAAGUAGAGCUGUAUGACAAAGACAUGGACAAAGAUGACUUCCUGGGCAGAUUCAAAAUCAGUGUGGCAGACAUCAUCCGUUCCCAGUACACAGACCAGUGGUACACCCUAAAUGACGUGAAGUCUGGACGUGUUCGCCUGAUACUGGAGUGGGUACCAGCAGUGUCCCAUAAUGCCUCUCUGGACCAAGUGAUGCAGGUGCAGUCUCUCCAGUCUUACCAGAACAAGACCGUUCCCUCUGCAGCCCUGCUGUUUGUUUAUGUGGACAGAGCACACUUAUUGCCUUUUAAGAAAAGUGGAAAGGAGCCCAAGGCUGGGGUCGAGCUUGUUUUUGGUAACACAACCUACAAAACCAAGGUAUGUGAUCGCUCCAGAUCACCUGAGUGGAAUGAGGCAUUCUACUUCUUGGUUCGUGACCCCAGAGAGGAGAUGCUCAUAAUGAAGUUGUCAAGUGCAUGGGACCAGCCAACGGGAUCUCUUGUAGUCCCUGUGAGAGAGCUGCUCUCUGAACCACAGCUGGUCCUGGACCAGUGGAUGCCUCUGGAUGGAGCCUUACCUGAAAGUGAGAUCCUGCUGAGAGCUGAACUGAAGAUCCUGAGCUCACGGAUGACUGAAGCGCCGCAGCCUUCUGUGACUGGAUCAAAGAAAGAAGAGAUGGUCGUUUCUGCUGAGCAGACAUUCAAUGCAGCCAGUGAGGACAAAGAAAGAUUGGUUGCAGUAUCCAGCCAGUUUAAACACUCUGAAGCAGAUGCCACAGCCUCCACAGAAGAUGCUACUCCCGCUGAACCAGCUGCCAUUCACACUGCACCUUUUACGUUCCCUGCUGCUGCUGCUCUGGUGGAGGAACCAACAGAUCCAAAAGAGCAUCCCACACAGUCAGACACUGCAGUUAAAGGAGACUUUGAACCACAAACAAUACAAAAAGAAGGUACUGGUUUAGGCAACCUUGCUCACGCCACAGUGACCAGUCUUCCUGCUGACACCCUGAAGCCAGCAGAGGUCACAGAAAUCCCCAAAGCUGGUGAAGUUCUUCCACCACACACCACCCCCAACCAGGACUUUGGUAAAGAGGGGCUGCUGAGGAUUCACCUGCUGGAGGCCCAGAAUCUGGUUGCCAAGGACAACCUGAUGGGGGGCAUGGUGAAGGGCAAGAGCGACCCCUAUGUCAAGAUCAACGUGGGGGGAGUUGCAUUCAAGAGUCAUGUUAUCAAGGAGAAUCUCAACCCAACAUGGAAUGAAAUGUAUGAGGUGGUUUUGACUGGGCAUAGCGUCCAGGAAAUCAAGUUUGAAGCAUUUGAUAAGGAUUUAGAUUCUGAUGACUUCCUUGGCAGAUUCAGUAUUAAGCUAAAUGAGGUCAUCAGAUCCCAGUACACAGAUCAGUGGUACACUCUGAAUGAUGUGAAGUCUGGGCGGGUUCACUUGAUACUGGAAUGGGUUCCUACAGUGUCAAAUUCAGUCAGACUUGACCAGGUGCUGCAGCUUCAAUCUCUCCAGUCUUAUCAGAACAAAGCCGUCCCCUCUGCUGCUCUGCUCUUUGUCCAUAUGGAGAGAGCACACUCAUUACCUUUGAAGAAGAGUGGAAAGGAACCCAAAGCAGGAGCUGAGCUUGUUCUGGGUGAAACAACCUACAAAACUAAACUGUGUGAGCGCAGUACCAGUCCUCAUUGGAAUGAGUCUUUCUACUUCCUGGUCCAUGACCCUAAACAACAGAUGCUUGUUGUAAAGUUGUCCAGUGGUUGGGACCAGCCAAUGGGAUCUCUGGUGGUUCCUGUCAAGGAGCUGCUUGCAGAGCCACAGCUGGUCCUGGACCAGUGGUUCUAUCUGGAUGGAGCCUCAACUGAGAGUCAGAUCCUGCUGAGGGCUGAACUCAAGAUUCUAGAUUCCAAAAUGGUGGAUAUGAUCAGUGCAGGGACUCUGCCCUGUGCUGCUUCUCGCGGUGGAUCUGGAAAUGGGCAGGUGAAGUUGUCUCUUUCAUAUGCCUCACAGCAGAGACAGCUCAUCGUCAUCGUCCAUGCCUGCAGAGGUCUGUUGUCUCAAAGUAAGGAUGGUGUAGACAGCUAUGUCUCCCUCAUGCUGCUGCCAGACAAAAGCAAGGCUACCAAGAGGAAGACCGCAGUGAAGAAAAGAGACCUCAACCCAGAAUACAAUGAGAGGUUUGAGUACGAUCUGCCUGUGGCUGAGACGAGAUUCAGGCGCCUCAGUGUAUCAGUGAAGAAUAACUCGGCCUCAUUCAGGAGCCGUGACGUAAUUGGACAGGUGCAGAUCGAGUUGGCUCAGCUUGAUCUGAUUUCUGGUGUCACAGAAUGGUUCACUCUGAAAGACGAAGCUGAAUAGUCGUUCUGCUUGCUGAUGUCGUAGUACAAUGAUAAUGACAACGUCGUCAUCACUCAAGUUGGCAUUGUGACACUGCUGCAGCUCACACUGAUGCCUUUUGCUUCCCACCUUUGCAUACAGUACCACUGUGGCAGCCUUACCUGCAUCCACCCAGCUCUCUGUGUAUUAACAUGUAGUAUAGAAUUGCACUAAACUGUAUAUUCACAGACAUCAAUACUCUCACCAAAGAUAAGUAGGCUGAAGUAGCUGAGUUGAUGAGAAUGAUGAGAAUAAAGUGCAAGUUUGUUUUGACUGAAGGUUACUAUAUGAUGAGAUAAUAGUUUUAAGAUUGAGUGGAGCAAGUGAAAGAUGAACAAGCCCAGAAAGGAUGAAGUCAUAUUUUGUUGCUUUGUUUGCUUUUUUUUUUUUUUUUUUGCUGCAAGAAUGUUUUAAAUCUGAGAUUAUCUUGUUUGAAGUGCAGAAACAUUUUUUAGACUAUAGUUUUUUUUAAUGUAUUGCUCAUAAAUGCUAUUGCUGUUUCAGUAUUUUGGAUCUGUUUUAUGACAUGCUUACAUUGGAGUUAUUUUAUAUUUCACAGCACCCUGUGUUUGAAAUUGCUUUUGAAGAUCAUUUUAAUAAGAUUUUUUUUCUACAUGUAUUUGUUACACCGACAUCAUAAUUAAAUCAUGGUAUGUUUGAUUUUGUGCAUAUUUCCAAAGAUUAUGGAUCAGAUCCGAUACUGUUUGAAAGAUGGAAACAAAAAUAAACAUUUUGCACAUCUCA
Molecule: messenger RNA, 7046 nt
Organism: Siniperca chuatsi (mandarin fish)
Lineage: Eukaryota; Metazoa; Chordata; Actinopteri; Centrarchiformes; Sinipercidae
Gene: esyt1b
Product: extended synaptotagmin-like protein 1b
Exons: 52
Coding region: 762-6284 (1840 amino acids)
Biological process (GO): lipid transport
Molecular function (GO): lipid binding
Source: RefSeq, a predicted model, not a curated record